Anneissia japonica is the source of this 1163-nucleotide messenger RNA. RefSeq lists its product as uncharacterized. The record is from RefSeq and is a predicted model, not a curated record. The transcript has 2 exons. NCBI's taxonomy places the organism in Eukaryota, Metazoa, Echinodermata, Crinoidea, Comatulida, Comatulidae. The coding region runs from base 87 to 605 and encodes 172 amino acids.
UGUGAACAUCUGCCUAAUCUACAUUAUACCAACCAUCUGAACUAAUACAAAGACAACGGAAUAAAAUUUCUGCUUCUUCCGUUACCAUGUCUCUGACUGGAUCGCAUUGGUUGACAAUUCCAUCUUCCAAGUGGAAUGCACAUACUGCCCAUGAAACUCGAUCAGUCACAGCUGAAAUCGCACACAACGAGAAACAGUUAAAAGUGUAUAAAAAAGAAGUUUCAGAGGAUAAUGAAGCGGCAGAAAAUGAACAACUUCAGAUUACAACACUGGAGAAAGAACAAACAUCUCUGGUGGAGAAACAUGAACGAAAAAUCCAGCUAUUCGAAGAACUGGAGGCUGAAGUUGCACACGUUACCGAAAAGUUGAUCUUGUUUGAAGAUGAUCUCAUGAAACAAAAGAAGUUUAUCGAGAGAUUAAAGAAGGUGGGCAAAGAGAAAAUGAAAGAAGUCGACGAUCUUAAGACGCAAAUUGUCGACUACAAAGCAAAAUGCAGCGAAGAACUUCAUUCCAAGAAGACUCAUAAAGAAAAAAUAAUUAACUCACUCAAGAGUCUUGAUAUACCUGUCGACGAUUUGGACACCCCUUCUUGCCCUAUGUUUUGAAUAGUUAUGCAUUUAUUUAUAGGUAUCUUUAGAAUGUUACCAUAUUUCAUUUAUAUUGGCAUUUUUAUUAUAUACACAGAUUAUCAAUAUUUUAUUAAUGGCAAUUGGUAGGCAUAAUGACCCAUUGAAUGGGAUAUUUUAAAUAAAUGGCAAAACCGACAUCUAUAAUAAUGUGUGUUCCUCUUAUUUGAACCCUGGUUGAGGGAUUGCUAUAAAAUCGUUAUUGAUGGCUUGCCAGUGGGUUUGACUUUACAAUCUUAGAAGCAGCAAAAAGCACUAUUAAUAUUACAGAAAAUCAAUGUGUUUCAAUUAUUCUUAAUACAGUGUAUGACAGUUUGGGAAGUACAUGUACAUAGAAAACUACGCCCCCAGUGUUUGAGGUUGUUAUUUUGAAACCAGUCAAAAUGUACGAAUCAAGGGCUGUACAUCUACCAAGUUGUAGAAGGACGUUGAUACAUUUCAACCAACAUCUUUAUUAUUAUUAUUAUUAUUAUUAUUAUUAUUAUUAUUAUUAUUAUUAUUAUUAUUAUUAUUAUUAUUAUUAUUAUUGUUGUUGUU